GCUUAGUCAUCCAUCGACUAGAUAAAAGCAAUUCUGUAAUCAUGAAUAUUUUGAUUCACGGUGCCUCCGUGCUGGUCCUGGCGUCCGUGGUGUCCGCCGUCCCACAAGGAUACGGUUCCGGAGGCGAUGGCGGGCUGGGAGUCGAUCUCGGCGGCGCAGGAGGCCACGGCGGCAGCGGCGUUGGAGGCGGCAGCGUGCUUCCUUUCGUCUUUGUCGGCAAGGGUGUGCUUCCUGAAAGUGCCAUCGGUAGUGGUGCCUCUGGUGGCGCUGCUGGAGGAGUCGUUGGUGGGGAAUACAGCGCACCAAAUGUUGAUGCUGUGAGUAGCUUCGACGUUGGAGUUACUGGAGGCUUCGACGCUGGAGUUGUCGGAGGUGCUGCUGAUGUUGCCAUCGGCGAGGAAUACACCGCCCCGGCUGCAGUCCCUGAAGUCUCUCUUGUCAGCCCCCCUGGCAGCGAAUAUGCUGCACCACACUGAUUUUUUUGUGAUGGAUAAUAAACAAUAGAAAUAAUUAUUGAUCUGACAUUCUUA
Molecule: messenger RNA, 530 nt
Organism: Penaeus indicus
Lineage: Eukaryota; Metazoa; Arthropoda; Malacostraca; Decapoda; Penaeidae
Exons: 2
Coding region: 42-476 (144 amino acids)
Source: RefSeq, a predicted model, not a curated record